ACAGGCGGACUCUGUGCAUGCGUGCUGCUGGAGUCAGUCAGUGACGUUCUUGUCCCAGAAUGCUGCCUGGUAAACAGACAUGGAAGCACCUGGUGAAGACCUCCACAGUCACUGAGCACUGCACUCGCUCUUUGAACUGAUCUUCAUUGUCGAUACACACUAAAGCCUGCGCCUUUGUUCUCCCUGGAGCUCCACCGGGACUCCCGAAGUCCAGGGCACUGAUUCCCUCACCAGCUUGCGUGGCAGUCUGGAAUCACCAAAGCUGAUGAGGAUCAACUGACUUGACCAGUUUUGUUCCCAUUUUUACUUUUGACAAGCGGAAAGAAUGUCGGAAAGGGCCGAUGAUGACGUCAGGGGGGAGCAGCAGCAGCAGCAGCGCAGAGCGGCCAGGCAGCUGAAGCAGCAGCCACACUUCCAGCGGGGAGAAGCCUCCACAGCAAUGGCGACUGUUGCGGAGCGCAGAUCCCUGCCUAGUCCCGAAAUAAUGCUGGGACAGCCUUGGAGCAGCUGGGUCGACGCUGUGAAACUCUACGGGAGCGACGGUACAGAAUUGGAAGAAAGUUUGAAAGAGUGCGGGAAAAAUCGCGAAGCCAUGAGACUCUGCAGAGACGACAUGCCCAUCUUCGGCCAGUGUCCUGCACAGGAUGACUUCUACCUGGUCAUGUGCAGCCAUUGCAGUCAGGUAGUGAAACCCCAGGCCUUCCAAGCACAUUACGAGAGAAGACACAGCUCCAGCAGCAAGCCCCCAUCCAGCUAUGCCAGCUCCCCUGCGUUCGCAAACUCUCGAAGUAAGGGCAGUCUUGGGGGCAGUGGAAGCACACUGGCUCGCCCCUCCAGCGCAAACAGCAGUGUCCCCACGAAAAUCUUUAAAUCUACCAAAGAGAAGCUGCCUCACCGGAAGCCUCACUUCCCUUUUAGGGUGCCGUCAGAGGAGAGCCAAAUCCCUACAGUUAAAGUAGAGAAGGUCCAUCUGAAGGUGGAAUCUUCAGCCAAACUCCCCCACGUGCCCGCCUCUUCUUCCACUUUCUCUUCCUCUUCCUCCUCCUCCAAUACUGUGAGCACCUCUCCCCUGAAGUCAGGCCUUAACUUCCCUUCCAUACCAAAGGCUCCACAGCUAGCCCCUGGUCAGAUCCCCAAUGGAAAAGGCCACCAAUCGUCCCAAGACAAGAAACAGGACAAUGCCAGUAGCAGAAGACCCUUGUACAAGAGACAAGAGCGAGAGUUUAAUCCUGAUAUCCAUUGUGGGGUUAUGGAUAUGACAGCACGUAAGCCAUGCACAAGAUCCUUAACAUGCAAGUCACAUUCCAUAAGCCAGAGGAGGGCGGUGCUUGGGCGACGGCAACGCUUCGACACGCUGCUCGCUGAGCACAAGAGCAAAACACGUGACAAGGAGCUGCAGUUCAGGUUGGACCCCUCACACCCAGCACCCCCUCUCAGGGACCCUCACCCUCCCCCCUCCCGCCUCUCACAGGACCCUCACCCGGUCCCCCAUGGCAAUGGCACUGCCGAUGCCACCAAGCCUUUGCCCCCGAACAAACCCAAACCUCACAAUUCUGGGCUUCCGCGAAUCAACAGCAGUAACUCUCACAGUGGAGGAGACCCAGCCAUGGCCCACGACCAGGCCCACCACUCUCACCCAGCCCCUGUCGGUCCCGAGACAAGCCGCGUGUCCAGCGACGAGGGGGAGAACGAGGACAGAGAGGAGGCCACAGAGAAACUGGACUGCCAUUAUUCAGGUUACCACCCACGACCAGCUGCUUACUGCACUUUUGGAAGUCGAUUGUACGGUAGAGGUUGUUUUGCAUUCGACCGGCGCUGGGAUCAAGUACGGUGUGCUCUGACAACCAUGUUGGACAAGCAUGUCAACUCCCAAAUGUGGAAGAAAAUCCCACUGGCUUUGGAAAACUCUACAACUGCACCAUCAGCCUCUCACCGGACAAGCACAAACUCCCAUUCUUCCUCGUCCUCCUCCGUAUCCUCAGGCUUCCUCGGCCUGUCCUCACCGCCGCCUUAUGACAGUAAGCCAGUUCUGUCGUACGGCACCACCCUGAACGCUCGCUCCUCUCCGCAAGCCUCUGCCACCGAGCAACCUGCUUACAGUGGCUCUUCUAGACAAGUGUCAGCCUCAUCACCCCAGAUGCCUUCAGCCCACUCGUCCUCGCUACCCUCGUUGGGCUCCAACCGAACCCCUAAAUCCCGAUCUGGUACAAAAUCCUUCAGGGCUCGGGAGCCUUCCUCUAGCCUAAGCAACUCUAUCAUCAAGGGCAGUACUAAUAGCAGUGUUAGCGUCAGUAGUAGUGCGAGCAGUAGCCUUAGUGCGGGCAAGAAACGGAAAACCAGUUCCCUGCUAACGUCCCAUAGCACUUACACCUCAGAAUCUUCCUCAUCAUUUAAGAAGAACUGUACGAUAAACUCUGGUAGCGUGGGCAGCGCCUACCAUUCCUCGCUCGCAUCAACUCCUUCUUCAACUUCAUCAUCAUCAUCGACAACGUCAUCAUCCCAUAGUGGGGUGUACAGUGUAGGGGUAAAUUGUACCCCAGGCAGGGCCAACUCUCUGAGCUUGAAGCAGGAGUCGACAGGACGAGGCCCUCCUUCAGGAAGCCCGGCUGAAUCUAUUAAACGCAUGAGUGUGGUGAUGAACAGCAGUGACUCCACGCUCUCGCUCGGACCGUUUGUUCAUCAGAGCAGUGAUCAUCAUACUGAUGCACGUCUGGAAGCCAAAAGGAGGAAGGGCUCGCCCGGAUCAAGUAGCCUCAACAGCACAGCGUCUGGAACAGGAGUGGGAGGUGGACAAGGUCCUGGCAGGCCCAAAAUGGCCAAAUCUCCAUCAAUCAACAACAUUCACAGCAAACACGCUCGCUCUAUACCUGGACCUCCAGGGCUGCCCAAUAAUUCACUCAUACAUCAGCCAAAGGCUCGUCCCUGACACAGGUGUGGAGGCUCUGAGCAGUAGGCUGGACCCAGAGCUCCCUCAGCCCCCUCACGCCACUCUGCACGAGGCCUUGUUUUUUCUCUUACUCUUCCCACAAUCCUCAGGGUGGAACGACACUGGGUGGCCCAUUGAUGUCCUUCAUGGGGAUCUCCUCCCAAAGCCAUGCAGGGGAUAAUAAGCCAGAGCGACACAGUUCUCCUGUCGGAGGUCAAAAUGAAUCUAUACAAUGCACCACUGGGUACAACGCCUGCUGCGCCGAGCAUGAGCUGCCCGAGCACUCGUGAUGGCUGGGCUCUGAAGGUACAGAUUUGGGCUGGUACGUAGCCUCACCAACACUACCAUGCAUAGGACGGAUGGUGCGAUGAGCUUCUUUGGGAAGCUUGGACAAACAAGAAUACUGGAAACUGAAAUCCUACACAGCCUUGGAGGAAGUGUACAGGAGAGGAACAUCCCUACAGUAGACACACAAUCAACUAAAAUCAUGACACACGAGCCCUCGCUGGAAGGCUCCGUUCAAUCCAUUGAGCAGAUACACGUGACUGGAGUGGAGUUUCAACACGAGCAAACCUACGAUUAUGCAAACCUUGAUUUUCUUUGUUUGUUUACAGGCUAGGAAAUGUAUAGCAAACAGAUCAAAAUACCAUUAAUCGUACAACUUUUGUUUUUCAUUACUUUUGGAAAGUAUACGUCUAACUUUAGAUUAGAUUCUGGGUUUAUUGCAAGGGAAUUUUUAAGGAUUUCAGGCUACUUCAGAGAUGCUAACGGAGAGAGUUUGAUUUUUAUUGCAGUUUUUACAUAGAAAUCCAAUUGUAAUUGAACUCCAACGUCCUGCAUUAGCUAAAGCACUUGCUUUUUAUUUAUUUUCAUGACGUUCAUUUGGAAUUAUUUCAUCGAUGUCAGUAGCCUAGCAUGUCUUUACUGAAUAUCUAAGCAACAGUCAUCUCUAAGCUCUUAAAACACACUCUAGAAAACACUGUCAUUUUCUUAAGGUGUGUUCACACUUAUAAGUUUGGUUCUCUAGAUUUAUUUACCAAAAAAAAAAAAAAAAAAGAAAGAAACCGAUGCAUUUAGUUUUGUUUUACUCUCUAUAUACACAACCGAAACUAAAGAUGCAAAACCAAAACUCGUAGCAAACAGUGCUGUGUUCUGGCCUACACAUACAUUUCUGUUUAUUAAUUGUGGUUUUAAUCAGUUAAGAGUUUAUAAUAUCUGUAAUGGUGAGCCAGGAAUUACUUAACCACGUCUGUAUUGAAUUAUAAUUGGCAACAUUGUGAUUGUCAAUUAAAAAAAAACAGGAAAAACAGGAAAAACAUCACAUUUUGUGACAUAAAGUGAUGUUUUUUGGUUUGUUUAGAAGUCUAUGGUCUAUUUUAUGUAAAUAUUUCACUCAAAGCGCAUCAGAGUUUUUUGGAAGUGGACAGAGACCUCUUAUCAGUCUUCUUUUUUUAAGUGCGCACCAAAGUUUGGAAGGCAGCAUUUACACUUCAUUCGAAUACACAAACCGCUUUAACCUGAACCACACCUGAACCAAACCUCCCAAGUGUGAACACCCCUAAAGGUGCACUAAGGAAUAUUUGUGAAACACUUUUGACCAGUGUCAGACCAAGCUCAUUAACAUGCAGCCAAUCUGCAGUAAGGGGGUGUGUCUUAUGAUAGCAGAGAUGGCGCUGUUGAGUUAUAGGCACGUUCUUAUUGGUGCUUUCAAAUCAAACUUGGCUUAGUGUAUCUUUAACUCUGAGUACAGUAAGGGCUUGAUUCAGUAACGUUUUCAGCACGUGCAAACCUAACUCCUGCUGGAUAAAUGGAGAACGUGACGCAACCCAUCUUAGCACUAAAGAUAAGCAUGUGCUGAAAUCUAAAGAUACUAGAAACUGAAGUUGUUGCUGGAAAAAUGAUUGUAGGCGAGUUUCCUGGUGACCUUUGUGCCGUUUCAGACUCAGAAAGGGGCUUGUGGCUGGUUGACGUUGAGCCAUAGAGCAGCAUUACAGACACACUAUCAUCUCAGCAACGGAGUAGACGUCAUGACUCUUAAUACUGUGAGACAGUAGUCUGGCCAUCAGCAUCUCAUGUAAUGACCACUACCUUUACACUGCGACCCAACCUUCCUGCAUUGAUUUACGACCCGGAAGAGGUUAGUAGCUGGAUUUAAAUCUCAUUUUCAUUGUGGGUCUUUCUGUCGAUUUCAAAAGGCAAUAGAUCCUUUUUCUUUUUGGAGACAGUAAGUUCUCUUUCAAACUCCUGUAAAUUCCUGAACUCCACUGAUGUCAGUCAGCAAUCGAGCUGAGUAGAGCAUGAGUUUUUCUUUAGGUUCUCCAAUUGUGUAUUGUUUUUCUUCCUUUGGCUUUUUUCGUACACGAAACCGAAUACUAAUAUUGAAGUAUCCCUAUUUCAGAAUACAUAUUUUGUUAAAGAAUUGUACAUAUGGAGAUGUAUUUUUGCACAGGCAUUUUCGUAAAGGAUUUUUGGUACAAUUGAGAUCAUUAUUAUUUAUUUAGUAAAUUGAAAACAUUCUAAGACUAUUAGAAGUGGUUCACUGCCAAGCCGAUAAUGCAAUACGCCACUCUUAUCCAAACACAGCUUCUUGUUAAGUCACAUGCUGAGUUUCCCCUGAAAAGAUUGUAGCCACAGUAGUGGGAAAUCAUAUUUUUUAAAUGUUAACAUAUAUUUUAUUUGUCCCUCCAUGUCAAAUCAAGAGGUCAGAGAAUGUGAUCAAAAUGGCCCGUUCAACUGUGCAAAAGAUUUCUGGCUGGAUGAUGUACCUUGCCAGACUUUUUUUUAAAGUGGGAGAGGGGUCUGUGUAUUUUAUGGUCAUUGGAUUUUCAUUUUAGAAACAGAUAUUGAAAAACGAAUCGUUCUUUGAGUUGUGUUUUAAAUUCAAAAGCAAAUAUUGAAAUAUGAGCCGUUUUUCAUUUCAUUGUGAUGAAAACUAAAGCAAAAUUCAAAAAUGAUUUGUUUUUCUUUUUUUUUCGAAAAAAAAAAAAAUCCCCAGUAAACAUAAUCGAAUAAAGGCUUGUUUUUAAUAUUCUAAAACCAGCCGACUCAUUAACGGUGAUGCAAUGCUGCCACACACAGGCUAGCCUACUAUAGGCUAUUAUUUUUUUCCACCUAUUAAUGUUAUAAAAGGUAUUUUGUUGUGAUAACAGGAUUUUAAGAGAUAUUUUCCUCAUUAAAGCUGAUUAUAUAUAUAUUAUUGUAUAAAAUAAAGUUAAAAUCACUUCCGCUACAGAAGUGAGAGUAACAUUGGACAUUCGUAUGGAAUCAUUGGACACAUUUCGACAAGUCAUCUUUCGGCGUUAUAGUUCGAAAUCAAAGUAAACAUAAUUCAUUUAAUCUGAAAGGCGUUCAGCAUGUUUCAAAAACACCAUUAUAAGAGUCCCAAUGCAUGACAACAAUACAAAAACUUUGCUACAGUUGAUAAUGAGCUUUAAGACCGCCGUUGUGUGCAUCUUUACACAAAGUACAGCCUAUACUAUUGCCUAAUAUAAUCUAUAAAGUAAUCUUUAUAGGCCUAUUUUUACACUAAUAUACAACAUGAAUUGGAAAUGAAAUAAUUUAAAAGUAGCCUACUAAAUAAGGUAUAUAAAUAUAAAUAGACUGAAAGAACAAAAUAGACUGUUAGAACAGCUGGCUUAGAAUAGCUUUUAUUCAUGAAUAAACAAAGCCUGUUCAUAAAUUGUGUUUAUUUUAUGAAUUAUUGUAUAGUUUUUAAUGUUUUAACUCUCUGGAUGAUGGCCCAUUGUUUAGGCUGCUGCUAUAUUUGCAUAUGGAAUUAUAGAUAUACCCACUGUACCUGGGUGAUAACACACACACACACACAACUCAUACGCAAGCUAUAAUGAUAGGACAUGGGAUGCUUAUCAGGGUGUUUGUAUGCUUGUUUUUGGAUAAAAUGAAUUGUUAAUUUCUAUUUCAAAAUACUAUGACUUGUGCGUACUUGUGAAAUGUGCGUAACGAACUGUAUUGCCUCCCUCACUUGAAAUGAUUUGUGGUCAAACUCCGAGAAGUGGAAGUAUUAUGGUUUUAACAAUAUUAAAACCUUCUUUUCAGAAGUGUUCAGUAAAGCAUCGUCAUGCUUUCAUGUAAUGUCAAAAUAAAAGGUUGUUCCAUUUAAAACAUGCUAACAAAAAAAACUAAGAAAGUCUGUAACUGGCCCUUAUACGAGAAAUGUCUUAAUGAGAAAAAUAUGUCUAAUAAUCUUGUUAUCACAAGAAAAUGCCUUUAAUAACAUUAAUAGGUGGGGAAAAAAAAUGAAUAGCCAGGCUAGCCUGUGCGUGGCAGCAUUUCGUCACCGUAAAUGAGUCGGCCUGUCUCGUUUCAGAAUAAACAAACAAGCCUUUUUUCAUAUUUGUUUUCUGGUGAUUUUAUUUUUUUGUUACUCAAAAUAUAAAAUGAAAAUCAAAUCAGUUUAAAUAAAUUUUUUUUCACCAUCAAAAAGAAAAACGGCUCAUUUUAAAAUUCGUUUUUGUAUUUAAAACUAAACUCAAACGGCUCAUUUUUCAAAAUCUGUUUCUAAAAUCAAAAUCCAAUGAUCAAAAGAUACAUGGGCCGAGAGGGAACAAAAACAGUUGUACAGCGCAGAUCGUGCACCAAUGUUGCCAAAUGUUGUAAUUGAAUUCACUGCGUUUUAAUCCAUUAGCUUAUAUCUAACGCUGACAACAAAACAAAAAAAAGAGAAAGUGCCUGAAUUAGUUUCUCAUCGACUGUUGUUAAGGCAGAGCUUUGUAUUAUUUGAUGUUUCUUUUUUCACAGUACUUGAAUGUUCUAUAGGGGUUUAGAAACCUGCCUAGGAAUCUCAUACGUCGCCCUUUUCCCCUUCAAGUAGAGUGGUAACUCUUGGAUGAGAUGCAUGGAGUAACACUUACUUGAUGGCGUGAGAAAAGCUUCCUGUCUGUCCCUUGUAAUUUUUUAUGACUACUUUUUAUAGCGAGAGAGGGAUAGACUUCUUUUUUUGUGUGUGUGGCUAAGUCGAUGAUUUCAACCAGAUUAAUGUACUGUUUACCUUGAAAUUGUAACUCCACUGUUUUCAGACGCUGAAAGCUUUGUGAAGAUGUUUGAUUAAACACCACAGAUUUGGAAUGUGAAUCGAAGAUGAAAAAACUAAACAGUUUGCUUUUUGGGGAAGAAGCCUCUACAUAUAAACAUGUACAAGUGUGUAUAUUUUGAUUUCUUUUUUUUUUUGUCUUUUUUUUGUAUACAUAUUCAAAAAUCAUUUGAUCAGCUGGACUUUUGUGUGUUGGCUGCUAUGUAAUUCAUGAACAAACACAGUAGGGUAGAUUUACUUAAUAUUUAAAGAAAAGAUUGUAUAGUAUAUUUGUUUUGUAACAAGUUUCUGUAAAUAUAUAAAAAAAAUAAUUUAUACAGUUAUUUAUAAGAAA
This is a messenger RNA of Danio rerio (zebrafish), 8307 nucleotides long. Lineage: Eukaryota; Metazoa; Chordata; Actinopteri; Cypriniformes; Danionidae. The record is from RefSeq and is a predicted model, not a curated record.